AUGCGUUAUCUUGCAAUGCCCCACUUACUGCAUACCGUCUAUCUCAAAUGUACCGACGACCAAAUUAUCAGCUUUUGCAGCUUCAUCAUUGUCAAUGCAUCGAAAUUUAAUGCAGAGUCUCACCCCGAGUCUUUUGGCCCAGGGAAGUACAUUCGGAAUCUUGAGCUACUUAAUCGAACAAGGGGCUACUGUGAAUAUGUAACCGACAGCGAAUACUCCGAGAGGAAUCCAAGUGCAGCCUGGACACAGCUGCUCACGCAGGCUUUGGGUUUUAUGCCCAACCUCCUUACAUUUCUCAGUCUGGCCUACGACAUCGAUGACUUUAUUAAACCGUCUCCACAAUUUGCGCAAGCUUUGCUGAGUCUCCCGCGUCUAGAAAUUCUUACGCUUAAAGGCAUAGGCCCGGAAACAUCAAAGGCUAUAGCGGGGGGGAUAGACAUGAUGGGCGACAGUAUCAAUUUAAAAUUAAAGCAACUUAUUCUCUUUGGCAAACAAGAGUGGGUUUCGGACAUUUUGGUUGUGGCCGGGGAUGGUGUGAAGCGUCUGUUAUACCUAUCCAGAGUCCAUUUAAUCUCAUUGGAACUGGCGUUCUUCUCUUUUAUGAAUGUCGACGGUGGCUGGGCAAACACGGCGGAAGUCACAUUUCCUAAUGUCGUCUUCGCUGCAAUACACGGUGAUGGAAUGCCAAUAAAACCGAUGGCAAGUGCAUUUCCAGCGGUACGCUUUCUUGAUAUCCAAACAGACGUCUCGUGCCUUCGGCAUAAUAUCAGACCUUCUUCCGCCAACAUCUUGUUCCCAUCCCUUACGUCUAUUUCGGGCUCUUAUAGCGAAAUCUACCAUAUUCUAAAGCACAAUUUAGCUAGGAGCCGCGUACUUCGCGUCGUCAUUGGCGAUGACUGGAGUAAAGACAGGGUUUCCGCUGAGGCACAACCAUUACGGAUAUCAAUGAUUGCACCCCACUUAAAGUGCAUUGUUUUCAGGCAGAGAUUUAUCAGGCCAUUAUCAUGGUGGAAGGAGUUUGGAUCCUCCCUUCCUAACAUGAUUUAUAUGAGCGUUAACCUUCAAAUCAGAUCCGAAGCCAAGUGGAACUUACUUUGUAAAGAUAUACCAGGUGCUCUCGGAGCAAUGCAACUCCGGUGCCUGACAGUCGUUGCCUACAAGUAUGACCGCAAAUACUGUGGCACUAACUCCAUUUACACGGAAGAAGAUGCGUUUGCGCUUUCGUAUGGAAAGAGCAUUCCCACUCUGGAAUAUUUUGAGUUCAAGAUUCCUGGGUUCAUAAGGGGAACAUCUUGGAUAAAGUUUAUUCGCAAGGGUGACGAGACAUUACUACAGAAAUUAUCUCUCACAUGGAAUGAAGAGGUUGCGCUCAGAAACUCGUAUGACUACCAGGGCACCUACGAUACAGAGAAAUCAUAA
Messenger RNA from Psilocybe cubensis, 1419 nucleotides. RefSeq lists its product as uncharacterized. The transcript has 2 exons. Bases 1 to 1419 code for a protein of 472 amino acids. The record is from RefSeq and is a predicted model, not a curated record. Lineage: Eukaryota; Fungi; Basidiomycota; Agaricomycetes; Agaricales; Agrocybaceae.